AUGGACGCUGUGGACCAGCAGGCAACUCCACAUCCACUCCAGGAGCGAGUUCAAGCUCUGACUCAAGAAAAUUUGAAUCUACAUGAAAAACAUGAGCAGCUUUUCAGAAGGGUGGAAUACCUGGAGAGAAGACUGGGCCAGCUGGCCAGCUCCAACACGGAUCUGUCCUGCAGGCUGGUCCAGAGUGAAGAGGACAGACUGAAGUUAUCCAAGGAGCUGGUUGAAGAGAAAAUCCAGACAAACAAGAUGAGAGAGCAGUACGAAGAGGAAGCAUUCCAGAUGAAAAACAAGAUUCUGAAUCAGGACGCUGUGAUAACAGAUCUGGAGCUGGAGCGGGACAAGCUGCUCAGAGAGCUGCAGUCGGCUCAGGCUCGUCUGCAAGUGAAGGAGAGGAGUGACGGAGAGCUGAAGGAGGAGUACGCCACCCUGAAGAGGGACUACCUGCUGCUGGCCGAGACUCGGAGCAGGGAGCGGGUCCAGAACCAGGAGCUGAGCGCCGAGCUGCUGGCUCUGGCUCGGGCCCAGGACUCGCUCCGCCGCCGGCUGGAGGAGCAGCAGCAGAGCGCCCAGAGCUCCAGCCGGGGGCUCCACGGCGAGCUGGACAGGGUGCGAGCUCUGAUCGGCCGCAUGGCGCAGGACGGGGUCAAGCCCGAGGAUCUGGCAGCUUUGGACAAAGAACAAAAAACUAUGGAAAAAAAUCUGCGUGGAAACCAAGACGAGCUCAGAGCCGCGCUGGAGAAAAUGAAGAGCAGCUACGAGGAGCAGCAGAAGAAGCUGGAAGAGAAAGUGGUGGUGAUGGGUAGAGCGCAGCAGGAGAGCGGCAGACUGAUCCACGUGGGCCGCCAGAGACUGUCGGAGCAGAGCGCGGCCCUGAUGUGCUCUCAGAGUCAGGUGAAGGAGGUAGAAGAAGAAAACUCUAAACUCCAACUUCAGGUCAAAGAGCUGAAUGAGGAGUACCGCGCAAGGCUGGUCUGCUAUUUACAGGACUUAUCUGAAUACAUCGACGGGGUUGGAAACUCUAACAAUGUGUCAAAGCAAGGAAAGAUGAAGACGUUUGUGGACGGCAUGCUGGAAGACGUGCGCUCGUCCUACAGGCUGAGAGAGGAGCAGCUGGCCUCGGCCGCCCGCUCCUACAGGAAGAGGCUCCAGAAGAUCAUCAGAACCCACCAAGCGCUCAUCAUCGCAUACAGGGUGCAAAGGGAGCAGAUUUUGUCAAAACCGGACAGCGGUUUGGACCCUGGCCCUCCAGAAGCCCAGUUCAGCCUGGAGCCCGCUGAGCUGAGAGAUGAGGUGGAGAAGGAGCUGCAGGGCCUCCGGCGGGACGAGGCCCGGCUGGAGGAUCAGCUGCAGAAGGCCGUAUCAGAAAUGCCUGUACAGAGCCUGAGCAGUCCGGGGCCUGAAAAAGUGGAGCGGAUCUGCGAGGCGUCCUGGACGGACAUGAGGGAACAGCUGAGGGAGACGACACACUCCGCUCUGGUGGAUCUAGAGAAGGAACGCGCUCUUCUUCUCUCCAGAGCCACGGCGGCCGAGGCGGAGGUGCUGGAGCUGCAGGAGUACAUCGACAACCACCUGAUCAGGUACAAAGAGGAGAUCACACGUCUUCGCAGACUGCAUGAGACGGCAGAGGCGAGGCGCUCUCAAAGCGCGCCGCUAUCAGAAAACCGGCAAAAAGAGACGUAA
Salarias fasciatus (jewelled blenny) is the source of this 1680-nucleotide messenger RNA. It is a transcript of the gene ccdc78, whose product is annotated as coiled-coil domain containing 78. The coding region runs from base 1 to 1680 and encodes 559 amino acids. Lineage: Eukaryota; Metazoa; Chordata; Actinopteri; Blenniiformes; Blenniidae. The record is from RefSeq and is a predicted model, not a curated record. The transcript is spliced from 14 exons. Gene Ontology annotation, cellular component: cytoplasm.